AAUCCUUGACAAUAAAACACGAGGAACCAGAAAUAAAACACGAGGAACAAGGAGAGUUCAUUGAAGAAAAAGAGGAAAAUGAAGAAUCAAGUCCUCAAGAGAAGCAGAACGCAUGUGAUCAAUGCGAUAAAAUGUUUUUAUGGGCUUCACUUCUGAAGAAACACUUGAAAGUUCAUGCAAAGAAACCACAUUCAUGUCAUUUGUGUGGUAAGAGUUUUUUGCAUGUACAAAGUUUAAAAGAACAUCAGAAAAUACAUACUGAUGUGAGAGAGUACAUGUGCUCUGAGUGUGAGAAGACUUUUAGUUCAGUGAGCAGUUUAAAACGGCACGAGAGGAUCCACACUGGAGAGAAACCUUACAAGUGUUCACAAUGUGACAAGAGAUUCAGUGUGUCAUCAAGUGUGAAAACACAUGAGAGGAUCCACACUGGAGAGAAACCUUACAAGUGUUCACGCUGUGACAAGAGAUUCAGUCAGAUAUCAAGUCUGAAAACACACAAGAGGAUCCACACUGGAGCGAAACCUUACAAGUGUUCACAAUGUGACAAGAGAUUCAGUGUGUCAUCAAGUCUGAAAACACAUGAGAGGAUCCACACUGGAGAGAAACCUUACAAGUGUUCACACUGUGACAAGAGAUUCAGUCGGUUAAUAGAGCUGAAAACACAUGAGAUGAUUCACACUGGAGAGAAACCUUACAAGUGUUCACACUGUGACAAGAGAUUCAGUGUGUCAUCAAGUCUGAAAACACAUGAGAGGAUCCACACUGGAGAGAAACCUUACAAGUGUUCACACUGUGACAAGAGAUUUAGUGUGUCAACAAAUCUGAUGACACAUGAGAGGAUCCACACUGGAGAGAAACCUUACAAGUGUUCACACUGUGACAAGAGAUUUAGUGUGUCAACAAAUCUGAUAACACAUGAGAGGAAUUACACUGGAGAGAAACCUUACAAGUGUUCACACUGUGACAAGAGAUUCAGGGUGUCAUCAAGUCUGAUAACACAUGAGAGGAUCCACACUGGAGAGAAACCUUACAAGUGUUCACACUGUGACAAGAGAUUUAGUGUGUCAACAAAUCUGAUAACACAUGAGAGGAUCCACACUGGAGAGAAACCUUACAAGUGUUCACAAUGUGACAAGAGAUUCAGUGUGUCAUCAAGUCUGAAAACACAUGAGAGGAUCCACACUGGAGCGAAACCUUACAAGUGUUCACAAUGUGACUAGAGAUUCAGUGUGUCAUCAAGUCUGAAAACACAUGAGAGGAUUCACACUGGAGAGAAAUCUUACUAGUGUUCACAAUGUAACGAGAUUCAGUGGUGCAUCAAGUCUGAAAAGACAUGAGAGGAUUCACACUGGAGAGGAAGCACAUCAACGCAAUGUACGUGGGAAGUGUUCCAUUAAGUCAUCUGUUAUACAAAGUCAAACAAAAAACAAUCACAGUAAGGCCCCGUACACGCGGAGAUGCAUUUAGAUGUUUAUGUAAAUAUUUUGUUUUGAUAUAUGCUUUCGUCCAGACGGAUCCAGCAUUUGGGAGAAUUAAUUCACUAUUUCUUUGGGUCCCAGAGUGGAUAAAUCUGAAAAUGACACAUUUGGGUCUUUGUGUUCUGCCAAUCCAUAUAUUUUGUUAAACGAUGUCAUCACCCCACUUCUCUACUAUAGUCAGACACCGCUACGUCAUGUAACACCAACAACAAUGGAGAACUAGAUUUUUGUGUUCAUGCUGCAGAAGCUACUGAGCCUAUUAGCUUGAUUAAACUUAAUAGUAGAGCUGCACGAUAUUGGAAAACAACUCGCAUCAUGAUAAUUUGUCUUUGCGAUGUAUAUUGCGAUAUGGAAAAAAAUCGCCAGAUGACUUGAACUGCUCUAUUUGGGAAUUUUUUUUUAAUGAUUGGGGUGAUUUUGUAGGUGAAUAAAUCAGCUAAGAAAAUAGGCAAAUUACAAACAUAGAUAAAUAUAACAGAUAAAUGAUACAAAUAAAUAAAAAAAUGCUUUGUAUUCUUCAGGUAAGACCAACUGUUACUGUCUGUUACGUUAAGUCUAAUACAUUACUGCUGCGUUACAUUGCUGACAGAAUGCAGUGUUUAUAAUCUAGAGAUCGUAAAGAGGAUGUAGCACACACACUGCCAAGUCAAGUGCCAGUGGAUUACAGACUUGCACCCGCGAGACCUGAUGCAACAGAGAGCGGCGUGGGACAAGACUCGUGUUUGUGUGUGUGUGUGUGUGUGUGCAGGAUGCAGGAAAAUAAAAAAAGAAAUAUCUAAACAUAAAAAAUCUAAAACAAAUUAUUUAUCUAUUGCACAAAAGCAAAAUAAACUAUUAAAUAUAAACGAUUAAUAGGUGCAAGCGUAUGCAGAGCUUCUAUUUAGGCUUUAACAGGGAUUGGUUUGUUGCAUGAUGAGACUGAUGCGAGAUACUGGUCCAAAAGCACAAGUUUUGUUAAUAAGUUUAAUUUCUUCCUGUAAUAUAGGCUAAGUGAGUUUUUCAUUAUUGUUGCAGUUUCCAUUUAAAAUAAAUAAAACAUUGAACCACAAACUAAGCAUUUGUUUUAAAAGGGGGAAAAUACCUCAUUUAUUUUGGUUACAAUAUCCAUCUUAUUAGUUUUUAUUAAUACAAUACAAAUGUUUUAAUGCCAAUGUGAAUUUGUACCAUUGUACUUUUUAUGGCUUGUGUUUUAAUUAAUAGGCUAAUAAUGAACCACAUACUACUAUAGUUCCCUUUCAAUACUUCACUCGUACUGCGUCGAAGACGCAUAUGGGA
Molecule: messenger RNA, 2753 nt
Organism: Carassius auratus (goldfish)
Lineage: Eukaryota; Metazoa; Chordata; Actinopteri; Cypriniformes; Cyprinidae
Product: zinc finger protein 85-like
Exons: 2
Coding region: 132-1220 (362 amino acids)
Source: RefSeq, a predicted model, not a curated record